Molecule: messenger RNA, 887 nt
Organism: Symbiodinium pilosum
Lineage: Eukaryota; Dinophyceae; Suessiales; Symbiodiniaceae
Source: the annotation of a GenBank genome assembly
GAAUUGGGACAAACUCACGCCGAGGCUUUGCCGGCAUGAUCGCGCACCAUUUGGCCAAGACCUUCACAAAGAUGAAAGUUGGGGUUGGCAUCCUGCAAGGCCACGACGAGCUGCCACUUCGGUCUACAUGCUUACCAGCUACAGCCUACGUGGGCAUCGGGGACAUCGGUCACAUUACCGAGCAUGUGAGUUCAAAGUGGCCUACUACACCGCUGUCGAUCGUCGCCUGCUCCAUUGGUGCAGCUCAUUUCACGCGCUGGGCCGGCCUGAACGCCAUGCAGCUCCAGCAGCACCGGGUGCAAGGUGCAGUCCUCGUUUGCCACGGCUACUCCUCUCGACAUGCCGCCGGGGCGGUGGAUGCCUCUGGCGCUGCGCCGGUCAUUCUCAAUGCCUACCGCGACAUCGUACGGAAGUGCGCUGAUUUGGAAGUCCUGGCGAAUAGCUUUCCUGGCUUCGAGCCCCAGAAGCUGAAGAGUGCCCGAAACCUCCGCGAGUGGGAUGAAGCUUUGCUCCCUGUAUAUGGCUUCACAGAGCAUGAGCAUGUCAUGGACGCCGUCGACACUACGCCGGCUAUGCUGGAGCAGCUCUCGAUUCCCGUAAUCUUCCUUGCAGCGGAGAACGAUCCUCUCACUCCGGCAACUCGCCUCCUGGAUGGCCAAGUGCACAAGCUCGUGAAGAACAGCGCCGUCAUUCACACAAGCCAUGGUUCUCACAUGGCUUGGUGGGAGGGGCCACCAUGGGCCAUGCAUCAGACAUGGGCGUGCUCCUUGAUGUCAGAGGCAGUCUCCGCCUUGACCGGUUUGCCGAUCCCAGCGACACCUUCUUCGCCAAGCGCAAGGAGCGAAUGUUUCAGCUACCAGGCACUUCGCAAGUGGUUUGGCAAGUGA